Messenger RNA from Lepisosteus oculatus (spotted gar), 2457 nucleotides. The record is from RefSeq and is a predicted model, not a curated record. NCBI's taxonomy places the organism in Eukaryota, Metazoa, Chordata, Actinopteri, Semionotiformes, Lepisosteidae.
UGUGUUGAUAAUGAGUUUAUUUUCAUCUUUUUUCGAAUUAUAAAAACUGAAUGUAAAUUUUAUUAGAUCUCCAAAUAAUGAACGGAUCCACGGCUAGCUCUCAUCACAAUCAAAAGCUUUCAUUAGCAUGUGUCCAUACUUUUAUCAUUUAUUUCAUAAAUGUGUUGUUCACCUGUCUUAAUCAUACAAACGAUACCUGCUUUGUUGCUUAUGAAUAAGAAAAGAGGACUGACUUUUAAGACAAUGAACUUGACAGGUGUGGCCUUUAAAUGGAAAGUAAUACCCGUCCAGGAACAUCAAAGAACUGUUGAUGGGGAGGUUCAUCAAAGACCAACUGUCUGCUAUAAAUGGUCUUCUAGCCAAGCCUACCCACACUUUCACUUGAGCUGAGGACAAGCAAGGGACAAGAAGCAAGCUGCUCUCUUUCCCAGGCAAGUCUACAAGCACAACAACAAAACCCAGAAUAUGGAGCAUCACAUUUUCAUUUUCUUCCUCGGCGGACUUGCUAUGUUUUGGACAGGAAUCGUCACUACGGACCCUGUUCCGGUAACGGACACAAUGGAAGACGGGGACAUGUAUGGUGUUGAGGUACAUCCCACCUUAGAUGGCAAUAGCUCUGUCUCCAAUGCUGCGGUUGCUCCCGCUUUGCGACACAGGGGGUCUCAACACAAGAGCAGGUAUCCGAGGUACAUGAUGCACCUCUACCGCUCCGUCAAAUCCGCUGGCAGGGUCGCAGCAGCAGCGGCAGCAGCGGGUCAAGCCGAGGACAACCCAGUUCUAAAGGAAUCCAAUUCGGUACUGAGCCUGGUGGCAAAAAGCUGCCAUCAGAUUGGGGAUAAAUGGAGUGUCACUUUUGACAUGUCUUCCAUCUCUGCUGAUGACGAUGUCCAGCUGUCUGAGCUCCGCUUCAGACUGCCUUCUUUCUCUGCAUCUAAAAGAGUGACGGUGGAGAUCUUUCACUCCAGGGAGCAGGAGUGUGCCGAGGAGUCAGAUAGCCAGCCAUGCCAGGACCGCUUGUUCCUGGGCAGCUUCAGUGCCUCUCCAGCUGACACUAACUCAUCCUGGAAAAUCUUCAACGUCACAGCCUUGCUCAAGUACUGGCUCCACCAGGGGGAGAGUUUUGUGAACGGAGAGGGGGCAGCAGUCAUAGGGGAUCCCCUCCAUGAAGUGCCAGAAGAGGAACACAAGGAGAGGCUGGAGCAGGGACAAGAGCACAAGCACCACGCCAACAGCACUGAGAGCAGCAGCGAGAGGAAAGUCUACCAUAAGACUGUGGACCGAGUCAUGAUGGUGGUCUUCUCCAAACACAACCACUCCAGAGAGGAAACGGGUAUGCCAACCCUUAUCCACACUGUGGAGCACUCCAAAUAUAUUACCCUGGACAAAGCUGUGGACCAGUCAGGUCGGCGACAGAAGAGGAACAGGAAUGGGCAGGAGAGAGUGAAGUUGGCCGGUAAUGUUGGGGGCACCGCUCCCACACCUGAGAGCCCCCAGAGUCCACUGUGCAGGAAGGUGGACAUGUGGGUAGACUUUGACCAGAUUGGCUGGAACCAGUGGAUCGUGCACCCGAAACGGUACAAUGCCUUCAGGUGUGAGGGAGAGUGUCCCUGUCCUGUGGAUGAGACAUUUAAUCCUACCAACCAUGCAUACAUGCAGAGUCUGGUGAAACUGUACCAUCCAGACAAAGUGCCAAGUAUAUCCUGUGUGCCCACAAGACUCGGCCCACUUUCCAUGCUCUAUUACGAGAAUGGAGAGCUGGUACUGCGACAUCAUGAGGAAAUGAUGGUGGAGGAGUGUGGCUGUCACUGAGCAGAACCCCUUAACAGCAUCGUAGUGUAACUCAAAUUCACUUCGGACUUAGAAAUUAGAAGUCCGCACUUAGAAAUCAGAAGCACAAGAAGCAAAAGACUCGUUUCCUAUCUUUAUUCAUGAAAUGAGAUGUGGGGGCUCGAUGCGAGUAACCCAAAAGGAAUGGAAACUCAGGUGGUCUGGUUUCAAAUGUAUUUUUAUAAAAUACUGAAUUUUUGCUUCAGGUAUGACCUUGUUAACUAGGUAUAUGUUACUUUUUGCAAUGUGUGGAAUGGUAUUGUUUUUUAAUAUACAUAUAUUUUGUGCCAGAGUGUAGACUGACUUUUCAGUCAUUUCCUGGCCAAGGUAAAUCAUAAAAGCUCUUGUACAGUAUAUAUCUUUUGUAUGUUGUUAUCUAAUGUCAGGGAUGUGAUAUUUACCGUUUCAAAAAUUUAGUUAUAAUAAAUACAUGUAAUUAGAAAUGUGAAUAAUGUAUAUAUCAUAUAUAUUGUUGAUUAGAUUGCAAUUCAGGCUAUUUGUAAGCUUUCAGUUCCCCAUUGUUGUAAUCAAGCUACACAGAUUCAUUCUUGGGGGUCAUUAAAGUAGUUUGUAAAAUAUGAAUUGAUGUUUUUAAAAUCAUAUGGAUUGGUAAUUAUAAUAAUUGUUUAA